AUGGCUAGAUAUCUCGGCAUACCUUUUGGCGAGAAGGUGAAGCGAACAUUCUGCAUUGACGAGAAUGCCACUGUGGUCAAAGUCACGCUGGAGCUUGUGAAGAAAGGGUGGAAGCCAACAGCCACUGCUUGGCGAGAGUCUGUGAUGGCACCGACGUCUUUCCUGUUGCCCAGACGUGGUGACCUUCCUGAAGAGCGGGGCGCAAAGCGAGACUUCUCGCAAAUGGAGGCAGCUCCCUUCCACGGGCUGCCACCGCCGUCUGGACAUCCAGACAAAGUGAUCGGUGCCACGGCCAAAGCCGCCGCAAAGGCUAAAGUCGUCGUUCCUCCUUGGCAGAAGCUGAUCCCUGAGAGGACCGACUCCGAUGGCGGCUCCGACGGAGACGACGGCGACUCCGACGGAGCCGGCGGCUCCCAUGUCCUUCGAAGCAGUCGAUUGAAAGCGGAAAACAUCGGAAAACCAUGGACCCGGGAAGCAGUGGAGCUUACCAUGGCAGGGCUGCACAAAGAAGAUGAGCUUGCCGUGCGGAAACACUUGAAGGUGUUUGUUGGAGGACUUCCCGACAAAGUUGAUGAGCGCGAGGUGGAGCAACACUUUACCAAGUACGGACAUGUUGUUCAUUGCAAUGUUUGCCCUCCCAAGGAUGGAGAGAAGAACAAAGCUCCGUAUGCCUUUGUGACGUUCAGAUUUGCUGCUGAUGCAGACUGCGCUGUAGUUGACAGGCAGGAUUUUCCAGGCGUUCAGAGACAGCUGGCCAUGGGGUUUGCAACGCCUAGGAAGAAGGACACCGAUGAUGACAAGCAGAAGCAGGACUCUAUGCUCAGUGAAGUCGACCCCUGCAAGGUUUUUGUCGGUGGCAUCGGCGACAGGGAUAGUGAAGAAGAGGUUGGUGACUUUUUCUCCCAGUGGGGUCUUGUCACCUUGGUCUACAGAGAUAGAGCAUCAUGGGGCUUCGUGCACUUUGCCACAAAAGAGGCUGCUCUCCGCAUUCUAGAAGAGAGCAACGUGGUUUUUCAUAGACGGAGGUUGGACAUCAAGAAAGCGUCGGAGUCGAAGAAAGCGAUGAGCGAUGACGAGAGGUAUGACUUGGUGAAGCGCGCUAUUGCCAGGCAUUUUCACAAGAAGAGCGUGCAGAAUGCGCCUCCUCCAGGUUAUCCGCCUCCCGGGGGUUACUACCCGCCGCCACCAGCUUAUUAUGGCGCACCGCCGCCAGGCUACCCGGGCUACCCGCCCCCCAGUGCAUAUCCGCCACCGGGCUAUCCGCCGCAGUCAACGGCGUAUCCUCCCGUCUAUGGGUCGCCGCCUCCCCCUGGUGGGCAUUACGGCGCGCCGCCGCCCACUAGUGCCCCACCUCCACGGGAAGCGCUACCACCACCCGAUGAUCCUUAUCGACCUCCAGGAGAUCCAUAUGCUGCAUAUGGCAGGGACAGAGAUCCCUACGCCGGCUACGAUCGUGAAAGAGAACAUGACAGAUAUAGGCGACCGGAGGAUCCUCCGAGCCGCGACCCCUACGCGCACUUGUCAGGUGCCCCUCCUCCUGCUGGCGUGUACGCGUCCUAUGCUGUCGAUCCUAGAUAUGAGCCCAGGUAUCAGCCAUACUGA
Molecule: messenger RNA, 1602 nt
Organism: Symbiodinium natans
Lineage: Eukaryota; Dinophyceae; Suessiales; Symbiodiniaceae
Source: the annotation of a GenBank genome assembly